UGCGGGAAUAGGGCGCCUCUUUCUCCCAGCGGGUGUCUGAAGGAUGGAUGGGUGCAUAUGCAUUGUUUUAUUGCGUCGCUUCACUCGGUGCAGGGCUGGCCGGCCGACUCCUCUCUCUCUCUGACUGUGUGUCUGUGUUAUGCGCUUUUCCUCUCCCCGUCUUCAUUCAUUCUGCCUUCUCGUCUCUUGUCCCUUCUCCUCGUCUCUCGCUUGCCGUUAGAGCCGCUGGCAUUGGCCCAAUGGGACUUGGAAUGACGGCAGCAAAGCACCUGUCGGGUGGGCCAAAUUUGCUUUGCGUGUCAUGCUAUGCCUAGUUGAUGCCAUUUCCCCGGGGUGGACAGCAAAGCUUGGCAUCUGCCGUCGCUGCAGAGCGUGUGCCUGGCUCGAACUGAUUAGUCGCGGGCCUUGGCUAAUAGCGCUUGG
Molecule: messenger RNA, 423 nt
Organism: Trichoderma asperellum CBS 433.97
Lineage: Eukaryota; Fungi; Ascomycota; Sordariomycetes; Hypocreales; Hypocreaceae
Source: RefSeq, a predicted model, not a curated record